AUGAGGCUUGUGUUUGGACCCCGCUGCGAGCUGUCCGUAUACAUCUUCAAGCAUACUUACUCCUGCCAAACAGCCACACCCAUCAUGUCAGCUGUCUUACUCUUCUGCACAUCCGUACCCCCCGAACAAGAAACCCGAGAACCGAAUUCCCCGUUCAAUAUUUUGAUACUGGCUUCGAAAGCACGAGCAACGCCGAAUUACGCGGCUUCCUCUCCAAACGACUUUCAUGACAUAAAGUCGAACGGACGACAAGUAUUUCGGAAUCGUGGAUUGCCGUGCUGGAUGAAAAGUCCUUCCAAGCAGUCGGCGGUAGUCCUACACUGCAGCUAUGAAAGAGAGUUCUGGGGUGACGAUCCUAUCCCUGGCCAGGCAGAAGUUUCGGAGGAUAUGAUCUGGUGGAAGUGGCGUGUAUCGCUCAACUACGCCUGCACGUUUUGGAAUAGUGUUGAAGGUGUGGAAGAUACUUUCAUUGGAGUGUACUCGCGACCUGAGUGCCUAGAUCCCGAUGGUGUUAUUCAGCCUGAAGUUCCGGAAAAUGUUAUGCCUGGAGAAACUGAAGAUCCAAAUAAGGAGUAG
Molecule: messenger RNA, 576 nt
Organism: Aspergillus wentii DTO 134E9
Lineage: Eukaryota; Fungi; Ascomycota; Eurotiomycetes; Eurotiales; Aspergillaceae
Exons: 3
Coding region: 1-576 (191 amino acids)
Source: RefSeq, a predicted model, not a curated record